CAGUGCGCAAGCGCCAUCCGCUGGACACGUGUGUGUCUCACUUUUGAACCCCGAUCUUGGCACGCAGAUAGGUGCAGGGGCUAGAUCCUGCUCAAUGCUAGACGCCCAGGACCCCCAGCUGCUCUUUCGGUGCAUGGCCCUUCCCCUGCGCCCCCACCCCCCCAAGGCAGGGCGCGUUGCGUACGGAGGAAGAGGAGGAGGAGGAGGAGCCCAUGGCGGAAAAGCAGGCAGCCGAGGAAGAAAAGGACCCUCCAUACGACCAGCUAGAGCUCCGCUUUCAGCGUGGCUUCCUGGCCGGGAGGCGAGUGGCUGAUCUGCCCUGGAAGGAUCUUGAGCAGACACUAAAGAUUUCAAAAGAUUCCUCAUCAUUGCUGGCUAUUUUGCAAAAGACUGUUCUUCACCCACUGUGCCUGAAAUAUCCUCCCUCGGUGAAUUACAGGAGACACUUCUUGUCCGAACUCAUAAAGCAGCACGAAUGUACAGCAGCUGAGCCACUGGAUGAGCUAUAUGAAACCCUCGGCGAUGUCUUAAAUUCAGAAGCUUCCGCACACUGCUACAAAAGCUUCAUCUUGCCCUCAGGCGAUGCUGUUACGGUUCGUGAAAACGUGGCAAUAAUUUCACAAGGGACCACAGGUCUUGUCACAUGGGAUGCUGGUCUUUACCUAGCUGAAUGGGCGCUGGAACACCCUUUCGUUUUCACUAACAGGAGGAUCUUGGAAUUAGGAAGCGGGACCGGCCUGACGGGAAUUGCAAUCUGCAGAACUUGUCACCCCAAGGCAUAUAUCUUCAGCGAUUACCACCAGCGUGUUCUCGAAGAGCUGUCGGAGAAUAUCCGCUUGAACGGCUUUUUUCUGCAGUGUGAAUGUUACAGUCUUGGCAGGGCAAAAUGCAGAUGUCACGAGGCGGAACUGGCCGAAUUGCACGGCCCCUGUGUAACUGUUGCAGAACUGGAUUGGAACUUGGGUACCAAAGAACAACUUGCAGAAUUUAGAGCGGAAGUUGUCGUUGCUGCAGAUGUGAUAUAUGAUCCAAAUGUAACAAAGUCCCUGGUUGCCAUCUUGCAGCGACUGCUCACGUGCACUGAUGCUGAGAACCUCCCAGAAAUCUACAUUGCCUCUACCUGCCGAAAUCCAGACACUUACUGCCAUUUCCAAAGGACACUUGAAGACGUUGGGAUCAGAUGGGAAGUUGUCCCUGGGCCCCAGAAGAACUUUUUCCCUUACAACCGGAGUACCAAGAUAACAAUUAUGAAAUUCCUUCUUUAAGCCCCACCCACUCCAAUCUUUAUUGCAUAGUUGGAACCUUUUGAGCCAAGGAAACUUUCUAGCUCCAGACCACAAUGAUACCAGCAGGCAUUCUGACACUCAUUGGUAGCUCUAGUUAGCAAUAGUUUAAUGUAUCACACUGGAAAAUACACCACUAACAAUGGUCACUAUCUUUACCAAGGAAACUUUAGUAAUCCUGUGUGCUGCUGUAUUAUUUUCUUACGUUUGUGUCUUUAGCUUUCAAGCCUAUCUCAAGAUCUAGCAACUGGGUUUUCUAAAAACAAGUUCCAGCAUCUUCCGAGUUCUGCACACAGUGCUGAAAUUCUGGUCAUCUUGCAGUCUCAGAAUAUGCCCAUUAUUGCCAUAUCUACUUUAUAUGAAUUAUCUAUAAAAUCCUACUAGUUGUUGUACUUAACCAAACUUGGAACUGGGGAAGGGGGAGAGAAACAUGAGAGAAACAUGGGAAACAAGGAGCAGCAGUGGCGUAGGAGGUUAAGAGCUCGUGUAUCUAAUCUGGAGGAACCGGGUU
Molecule: messenger RNA, 1794 nt
Organism: Sphaerodactylus townsendi
Lineage: Eukaryota; Metazoa; Chordata; Lepidosauria; Squamata; Sphaerodactylidae
Gene: EEF2KMT
Product: eukaryotic elongation factor 2 lysine methyltransferase
Exons: 8
Coding region: 213-1265 (350 amino acids)
Source: RefSeq, a predicted model, not a curated record